Solea senegalensis (Senegalese sole) is the source of this 1626-nucleotide messenger RNA. RefSeq names its product microfibril-associated glycoprotein 4-like. The record is from RefSeq and is a predicted model, not a curated record. Gene Ontology annotation, biological process: elastic fiber assembly. Lineage: Eukaryota; Metazoa; Chordata; Actinopteri; Pleuronectiformes; Soleidae. The transcript is spliced from 6 exons. The coding region runs from base 165 to 839 and encodes 224 amino acids.
GGAAACUCUUGUUAGUCAUUACCCAAUACCAGGAAACCCAAGAAGGGUACAAAGUAGACGCAACUCCGCAAACGUAUCAAACAGGAAAAUAAACUCUGUAACGGUACCAAACUGCUUGGUGACAAUCCUGAGGAUUACCUGAAAAUUACCACUUCAGAAGAAAAAUGGGCUUUGUUCUUUUACUCGCUCUGAUCCCAGCAGUCAUCUGCUCACCGGUGUUUCUUCCAGUCGACUGCACUGACUUGUACAACAGAGGUUUUGGUCACAGUGGUGUGUACACCAUCUACCCAGCAGGACCAGUGUCGCCUGUCCAGGUCUACUGUGACAUGGGCAGUGCCGAUGACCCUGAUAGUGGUAAAUGGACUGUGAUUCAGAGAAGAAAAGACGGCACUGUGAACUUUUAUCAUGGAUGGGACCAGUACAGAACUGGAUUUGGACAAGCAUCAGGAGAAUACUGGCUGGGUCUGGAGAACAUCUAUGUCCUUACUCAGAGGAAGAGCUAUGAACUGAAGAUAGAUAUGGAGGACUUUGAGGGCAACAAGGCCCACGCCACAUAUUCCUCCUUCUCUGUGGGUCCAGAGCAAGACGGCUACAAGCUUGAUCUCACUGGCUUCAAAGACGGAGGAGCUGGAGCUUCAUUCACUGGCCAUAAUGGUCUGAAGUUUUCGACAUUUGACAAAGACCAGGACACUCAUGCGACGAACUGCGCCAAGUCCUACCUGGGAGGAUGGUGGUACGGAGAAUGUCACGCCGUUAACCCAAACGGCGCUUACUUAUGGGGCAGCUCAACCUUUGGAAUGGGAAUCAACUGGCAUUCUUGGAAAGGUCCAUAUACAUAGGGGAACUGGGAGAUGCAGGCAUCUGAUCCAGGAGUUUGCAGACGUAACUGGCUACGUCGACCGAACGCUCCUCGUACAUCUGAAUGAACGGGUCUCUCUGCAUAUGGGAAGAUUAAAAAAAGAAGAAAAAAAAAAAGAUUGCAAAACAUGUCUAACUCCAAAACAAAUACAAUGCACUAAAGAAAAGACGGAGGGCAACAUUUAGUCAACUUGACACUCACCAGUAGCUCCUUGUACUUUGGCCUUUUCGAUUCAUCCUUUGUAAGGCUUGAGGGAAAAGAUUAAAAAGUGGGUUAAAAUGUUGUAUUUAAGCCUGUUGUCCACCAGGGGGAGCCAACAGCCUGUCCCCACAACAUAAAACCUUUCCUGGAUAGCUCAGAUUGUUCAAGGUAUGGGUUUUAUGAGGUGCUAACGUGUAGACAGUGCUAAGUGAGAAUCAGCCUGAGCCAGGCAGUCAGGCUCACUCACAGUGCAAACAUAGAUGCCAGCAGGGGAAAGGCUCACCUUCAUAAAAUCGACAUCAGCUCAAGAAUAUGGCAGCCACUUUAUCUAGACAUGAGACAGCCUCUUCUGACUGAAAAUUCAAGUUUGUGCUACUUCCGUGCGACUAAAUGCUUCAAAACGUGCAAGUCAAUAAAUAACAGAUUUUAACCUACUGAUAGAGGCAGCAGUGGAUCAACAACUCAUGCACGGUGAUGCAAGUUUGCUGAUUUUUCUCUGUGGAAUUUGGUGAGACAAACCUUUAUUUCAAACCAAUGGCAAAAUAAAGCAAUAAACAUGUUCUUAA